GAUCUCAUUUCAUCCCCACCAAUCCUCAUCUGUCCAUCACAGAGUGGCAGGGGAGGCAGUGAGGCGGACGGAGAGAUCGGGAGGUGAGAGGAGAGCUCCAUGUGAGGCAGGCUGCCGGGACACGCCGAGCCCCGAGCAACACUGGAGUAACUGAGCUACAACAAUUAAACACAAUAAAAUACAUUAAAUAAAGAAACACAGAGAAUCAAACUCAACAGGAGAAGACUUCUCUCUGUUCACCAGAUCGGACUUCCGGUGACCGUGCCUGAUUACCAGCGCCAUGGGGGAAAUGGAGCAGCUUCGAAAGGAGGCAGAAAGCCUGAAGGACGAAAUUACUGCUGCACGCAAGGCAGUGCAGGACGCCACACUGCAGGACACGGUCUCAGGGACGGUUGUGGUGAGCCGAGUCCAGCUGAAAACCAGGAAGACCCUGAGAGGACAUCUGGCCAAAAUCUACGCCAUGCACUGGUCCACAGACUCGAAACUGUGUGUGAGUGCCUCUCAGGAUGGAAAGCUGAUUGUGUGGGACAGCUACACCACCAACAAGGUAAAUGCCAUCCCUCUGAAGUCUUCCUGGGUGAUGACCUGCUCCUACGCCCCCUCAGGAAACAUGGUGGCAUGCGGAGGACUGGACAACAUGUGCUCCAUCUACAACCUGAAGGCCAAAGAUGGCAACGUCAAGGUCAUGAGGGAGCUGGCCGCCCACACAGGCUACCUAUCCUGCUGUCGCUUCCUGAGUGACGCUGAGAUCAUCACCAGCUCUGGAGACUGUACCUGUGUUCUGUGGGACAUUGAGACGGGCACACAGAAGACUGUGUUCGCUGGUCACACUGGCGACUGCAUGAGCCUGGCCGUGCCCCUGGACUUUAAGACCUUUAUUUCAGGGGCCUGCGACUUCACAGCUAAACUGUGGGACAUACGGGAGGGCCAGUGCAGACAGACCUUCAGCGGCCAUGAGAGUGAUAUUAACGCUAUAGCUUUUUUCCCCAACGGUAAUGCGGUGAUCACAGGCUCUGACGACGCCACCUGUAAGCUGUAUGACCUCCGCGCUGACCAGGAGCUCAUCACCUACCAGGACUCCAGCAUCAUGUGCGGAGUCACCUCCAUCGCCCCCUCGCUCUCGGGGCGGCUCAUCCUGGCUGGCUACGAUGACUUCAACUGCAACAUCUGGGACUCGCUCAAAGCCGAGAGAGUGGGUGUGCUGGCCGGCCACGAUAACCGCGUAAGCUGCAUCGGGGUGACGGCUGACGGGAUGGCCUGCUGCACGGGAUCAUGGGACAGCUUCCUGAAGAUCUGGAACUGACGAUCCAUCUAAAAGAGAGAUAGAAAGAGAGAGAAAAAAAAUCAGGACGAGGGAGCGCCUGAGUGAUUGUGAUAUUAGCGUAUAGGGUACGGGAGGGUGGGGUAGGGGUG
Molecule: messenger RNA, 1413 nt
Organism: Astyanax mexicanus (Mexican tetra)
Lineage: Eukaryota; Metazoa; Chordata; Actinopteri; Characiformes; Acestrorhamphidae
Gene: gnb3a
Product: guanine nucleotide binding protein (G protein), beta polypeptide 3a
Exons: 9
Coding region: 281-1303 (340 amino acids)
Biological process (GO): G protein-coupled receptor signaling pathway
Cellular component (GO): cytoplasm; heterotrimeric G-protein complex
Molecular function (GO): signaling receptor complex adaptor activity; protein binding
Source: RefSeq, a predicted model, not a curated record